AGCGCCACCUAGUGCCCCGUGCGGGGCUUCUCCGUAGGCGUGCCCCCCCCACGUGUCUCUAUGGUCAGCCCCCCCCCGUGGCAGGGCAUUGUGGGACCGGGGUGGAGCCGGGCUUGACAUUUCGCUCCCAGCUGAGCGCAGAGCAGGACGGUGCAUGGGGGCGCGGGGCUCUUAAAGGGCCAGCGCCGCGAAGGGGGGGCAGUCCCGUGGCACCCCCAUGCCGUGGUCUGCGAGCCGGGUGGCCGGGCGGCUGGCCCGGGGGGUGACGGCCAGGCGGGUGGCCCUGGCUCUGGCGGUGGCCGCCCUGGGCGCCCGGAAACUGUACCCCCUGCUGCGCCGGGCCACCACCGGCUCCCGGCACGUGGUCCCGGGGCCCGGGGCCGACUCGGGCCACGGCCGGCCCGUGGCUCAGUGGCCGGAAGAAGAGGCCACGCCCGGCAUCAACCGGGCUUUCCUGCGGCGGCUCCUGCGGCUCCUGCGGCUGCUGUUCCCCGGCCCGCUGUGCCCGGAGACGGGGCUGCUGGCCCUGCACUCGGCCGCCCUGGCCAGCCGCACCUUCCUCUCGGUCUACGUGGCCCGGCUGGAUGGGCGCUUGGCCCGCUCCAUCGUCCACAAGAGCCCCCGGCGCUUUGCCGGGCAGCUGCUCCAGUGGCUGCUCAUCGCUGUGCCCGCCACCUUCGUCAACAGCGCCAUCCGCUACCUGGAGGGCCGGCUGGGCCUGGCCUUCCGUGGCCGCCUGGUGGCCCACGCCUACGGGCGCUACUUCCACGCCCAGACCUACUACCGGGUCAGCACCAUGGAUGGGCGCCUGCAGGCGCCGGACCAGUCGCUCACCGAGGAUCUGGUGGCCUUCGCCGGCUCCGUGGCCCACCUCUACUCCAACCUGACCAAGCCGGUGCUGGACGUGGCCGUCACCACCUAUGCCCUGCUGGGGGCGGCCCGGGCCAAGGGGGCCGGCACGGCCUGGCCCUCGGCCAUCGCCGGCCUGGUGGUCGGCCUGACGGCCAAGGUGCUGCGGGGCUGCUCGCCCCGCUUCGGGGAGCUGGUGGCCGAGGAGGCCCGGCGCAAGGGGGAGCUGCGCUACCUGCACGCCCGGGUGCUGGCCAAUGCUGAGGAGAUCGCCUUCUACGGAGGGCACCAGGCGGAGCAGGCCCUGCUGCAGCUGCUAGGGGCGCUGGCUGCCCACCUGGACCUGGUGCUGCUGCAGCGGCUCUGGUACGUGAUGCUGGAGCAAUUCCUCAUGAAGUACGUGUGGAGCGCGGCCGGGCUGCUCAUGGUGGCCGUGCCCAUCGUCACGGCCACCGGCUACUCCGAGAGUGACUCGGAGCAGGUGAAGCGAGCCGCGCUGGAGAUGAAGGAGGAGGAGCUGAUAGGCGAGAGGACCGAGGCCUUUACCACGGCCAGGAACCUGCUGACCGCAGCUGCCGACGCCACCGAGAGAGUCCUGGCCGCCUACAAAGAGGUGACGGAGCUGGCCGGUUACACCACCCGGGUCUAUGAGAUGUUCCAUGUGUUUGAGGACGUGCAGCGUGGGCGCUUUACCCAGCCCGGUGAGGCAGAGGAGGGCAGAGACCAGGCCACAGCCAUGAUGAGGCCCGGGGUGCGCGUGGAGGGACCCCUCAGGAUUCGUGGCCGAGUCGUGGAUGUGGAAAGUGGAAUCAUCUGUGAAAACAUCCCAAUUAUCACCCCCACCGGGGACGUGGUGGUGGCCGGCCUGAACCUCAGGGUGCACGGGGACAUGCAUCUGCUCAUCACUGGCCCGAAUGGCUGCGGGAAAAUCCUCUUCCGGAUCCUCGGGGGGCUGUGGCCGGCCUACGGAGGGGUCCUCUACAAACCACCCCGCCAGCGCAUGUUCUACGUGCCCCAGAGGCCCUACAUGUCGGUGGGCUCCCUGCGAGAGCAGGUGAUCUACCCCGACACGGCCCAGGACAUGGCGCAGAAGGGGCUGACGGACGCCCACCUGGAGCAGAUCCUCAGCGUCGUCAGCCUCAACUACAUCGUCCAGCGGGAGGGAGGCUGGGAGGCCGUCAGCGAUUGGAAGGACGUCCUGUCGGGGGGUGAGAAACAGCAUGGGAUGGCCCGCAUGUUCUAUCACAGCCCACAGUAUGCCCUGCUGGACGAGUGCACCAGCGCCGUGAGCAUCGACGUCGAGGGGCGCAUCUUCCAAGCCGCAAAGGAUGCUGGGAUCUCGCUGCUCACCAUCACCCACCGGCCCUCACUAUGGAAGUACCACACCCACGUGCUGCAGUUCGACGGGGAGGGCGGCUGGAAGCUGGAGCGUCUGGACGCGGCCGCCCGGCUCUCGCUGACGGAGGAGAAGCAGCGGCUGGAGACGCAGUUGGCCGGGGUCCCCCGAGUCCAGCAGCGCCUGGCCGAGCUCUGUCAGAUCCUGGGGGACGACGUCUCCCCUGGCCCAGCCAGGGUCCCCCACAGCUCGGCCUGAAACACAGGGAGGGGAUCUCGCGGAGCACCUCCUGUUGUCCCAAUAUGGUGUAUGUGGGGGGGGGGACCAUUAAAAGUCCCCUGGGAGUUGGGGUGAUCCUGGCUGCCCCCCAUCUCCAAGUGAUUGAAGUACAGGGCCCCUCCCCCUGCCCAGCUCCCCAAUCACCCCCCGUCACUGAGCAUUUCAGGGGGCCUUCUGCAGCACCCCCAAUUUUUAGUGCACUUAAUGCCUCUUCCCGCUGCCAUUGAAGGCAGCCUAUACUGUGAAAUAGGGGGUUCAUGCCAUCCCCUAGCUCCUUAGUCCCUCACAGCGCCCCAAAGAAUCCAUUGCACAAGCAGUGCCACUGCCAAGACCCCCCCCAGAGAAGCUGGCCCCCCAGGUCUCUCUCCGGCUCCCCCCAGACCUCUCAACAGUGUGGGGCGCACAAGGGCAGUGGGACAUGCUCACGGCUCCCCCAUGACAGGGCCCCCCAGGAUUUUCAGGGUGGAGCUUGCUGAUCCCAGACCCCCUGACCCCCCAGCUAGCCGCACAAGAUUUUAUACUAACCCAGACUGGAGAAUGUAGCUACUGGUGGGUGCAGAGGAACCAGCCUGUUGCUUUGAUUCCCCUGGGUGUGGCAGACACAGCUCCACUUUGAUUUGGUUUGAGAACCAAUUUAAAUCCCUGUGUGGACGCUCUGAAUUCUCUUUAAGAAGGAGUUAAACUGGUUUAAACCCCCAUCUAGAUGCUCUUAACUCAAUUUACAAACCAGUUCAGUGGCUGGUUCUUAAACUGAUGUAAAGUUAAAUCAAUUUAAAUCCUCACCUGGAUGCACUGAAUUUGGUGUAAGAACC
Molecule: messenger RNA, 3276 nt
Organism: Dermochelys coriacea (leatherback sea turtle)
Lineage: Eukaryota; Metazoa; Chordata; Testudines; Dermochelyidae
Gene: ABCD1
Product: ATP binding cassette subfamily D member 1
Biological process (GO): long-chain fatty acid import into peroxisome; peroxisome organization; very long-chain fatty acid catabolic process
Cellular component (GO): peroxisomal membrane
Molecular function (GO): ABC-type transporter activity; long-chain fatty acid transmembrane transporter activity; ATP hydrolysis activity
Source: RefSeq, a predicted model, not a curated record